Molecule: messenger RNA, 4757 nt
Organism: Osmia lignaria (orchard mason bee)
Lineage: Eukaryota; Metazoa; Arthropoda; Insecta; Hymenoptera; Megachilidae
Source: RefSeq, a predicted model, not a curated record
UCGCCAGAAAGCCGGCCGGCUGACUGAAACCAGUCGUUUGUCUGCAAAGAAAGAGCUGAACAAUUAUUACUCAUUGCCACCCACAUCGUGGUAGCAGCGGCGUGAAUCUUCGCGGUCGGGGAUGAUGCUGGCGUAGUGUACGAUCCUUUCACUGCCGGGGGUAUCCUUAUAUAUAGAAGUAUUCGAUCAAAGCACGCGUUGCAAUGCUUCGAGGCUCGUGUCGAACGACUGAGGACUCGAUCAUGGCGAUUAGUCAUCUCGAAAGGAUCGGUAUUGUCUUUUUCAUCGCCACGAUCAUCUCUGGAUCAGGAGUAAAAGGUACGAACAAUGGGAUCGGCGGCUUAGCGUACGGCGGCGCUUUCGCGUCCGCGAAUGCUUAUGCGAGCGCAUCUGCCGGCACAUCCGCGCUCGGUGGCAUUCUUCCGGGUGUGGACGCUGGCCACGAGGGACACAAAGGAAUUCGGAGCUACAACAGUGGAUCCGCUGAUAAUCAGCCUGGUAACGGAGGCAAAGCCUGCCAGAAAUGUAAGUGGGAAGACGACGAUUAUUGGGAAAAGGAGGAAGAGGAAACGGAACCGGAGGAAAGGAACGAAGACGAGUGCGAUGACGGAGACGAUGGCCAGUACAGAGAUAAGUACAGCCACGGGCAUGGAAGUAAAACUGGUUCCCCUGCAGGGAUACAGAAAGUUGGGAUUGUUACUCCUGGUGGUCAGGUGCCAUCUACGGCCGCUGGCAGCUCUGCAAGUAGCGUGAGUAACGUAGGAAGUGGAACACCGUUUGGGUCACCAGUCAAACAUGGAUAUCCUGGAAGUGGAAGUCCAACAGGAGGUUCUCCAUGGAACAAGGCGUCCCCGGCCCCGGGUGUUGGUACUCAGGGACCAUCAAGUUGGAACUCUGGCGUUGGAGCAACUCCCAAACCUAGUUGGAAUCAGGGACAAAGCGGUUCGAAGCCUGGACCAUUUGGAACUGCUCCACAAACUGGCAGUACCUGGAACACAGGCCCUGGAGGUGCGGCCCAACCGGGUGCACCUGGUCAGCCCGGUGGAAGUUGGAAUAAUAAACCAGAAACAGGUUCUGGAUGCUCCAACAGUCAGCAACCUGGCUCGAGCUGUGCCCAAGGUUCAAGCGGUGCUGGUCCUUUGAAACAAGUUCCCAUCUCAUUCGGCCCUGGAGGCAAUACUGGGAACGUUCAGAAACAAGAAUUUCCUAAUUAUUCCGCCGGAGGAUACAGUCCGCAGGGAUCUCCAACAGGAUGUUCUGGUCCGUACAGCAAUUGCGGAGGUGCUUCUCAACAAGGACAAUAUCCUAGCAGUGGAUCGCCUCAAAGUAGUCCAUCUGGACCAUCGUAUGGUCCAGCAAGUGGACCCGGAAAAUAUCCAAGCAGUGGUUCACCUCAAGGUAGUCCAUCUAAACCAUCGUAUGGGCCAGCAAGUGGACCAGGACAAUAUCCAAGCAGUGGAUCACCUCUAGGUAGUCCAUCUAAACCAUCGUACGGGCCAGCAAGUGGACCAGGACAAUAUCCGAGUAGUGGUUCACCUCAAGGUAGUCCAUCUAAACCAUCGUAUGGACCAGCAAGUGGACCAGGACAAUAUCCGAGUAGUGGUUCACCUCAAGGUAGUCCAUCUAAACCGUCGUAUGGGCCAGCAAGUGGACCAGGACAAUAUCCAAGCAGUGGAUCACCUCUAGGUAGUCCAUCUAAACCAUCGUACGGGCCAGCAAGUGGACCAGGACAAUAUCCAAGCAGUGGAUCACCUCUAGGUAGUCCAUCUAAACCAUCGUACGGGCCAGCAAGUGGACCAGGACAAUAUCCGAGUAGUGGUUCACCUCUAGGUAGUCCAUCUAAACCAUUGUACGGGCCAGCAAGUGGACCAGGACAAUAUCCGAGUAGUGGUUCACCUCAAGGUAGUCCAUCUAAACCAUCGUAUGGACCACCAAGUGGACCAGGACAAUAUCCAAGUAGUGGAUCACCUCAAGGAAACCCACAUGGACCUUCAUACGGACCAACAAGUGGACAAGGAUAUCCUGGAAGUAGCCCAAGUAAUACUGGUCAUGGACCAAACACAGGUGUGCCUAAUGGAACACCUGGAAGCCCACGAUAUCCAGGAAGUCCUCAAAGCCCUAAUAGCAUUGGAAGUGGGACUGCUUCGAGCACAGCUUUCGCUGGAACAAACACAGAAACAUCAAGCUAUCCAAGUGGAAGCACCUCUUAUGAGGCUCCAAAGAAACCCACUUAUUCUGCCGUUAAGGGGAGUCCUUCGAGGCCUGAAACUACGCCAAAUGCAUACGGAAACAAACCUAAUUCUGGAAGUGGAUCAUUUCCGUCAACGGGUAAGCCAGCAUUUGGUUCUGGAAAUGCACAUCCAUCCACAAGUACGCCAACAGGUGUAGGCUCCAAACCUGGACGUCCUACUGCCAACGGAGAGAGUAAUAUAUUUUAUAUAAAUGUUAAUCCUGCUCCGGGUAGUCCGGUCGGAGUGAAACGUCCUAAAGGUACAGGAACAACGAAGCCUGCUUAUCAACCUGCACCUUAUGGAGGUACUGGCACAACAAAAUCCUCGUAUUCCAGCGGUCCUCGUGGAACCUCUCCAGGCUCACCAGGAAUAAACAACUAUCCGUCGAACCAAGUUCCAUUAGGCACACAACCAACAGGAGGCACAGCAGGUGGCUGUGCAGAUGGCAGUCAAAAUUGUGGCAGCAGUCCUUAUGGGAGUUCUGGACCAACGAAGCCUACUUACCAACCUGCACCAUAUGGAGGUACUGGCACAACAAAGUCCCCGUAUUCCAGCGGUUCUCAUGGAGCCCCUCCAGGCUCACCAGGAAUAAACAACUACCCAUCGAACCAAGUUCCAUCAGGAACGCAACCUACAGGUGGCUGUGCAAAUGGCAGUCAAAAUUGUGGUAGCAGUCCUUAUGGGAGUUCUGGACCAACGAAGCCUACUUACCAACCUGCACCAUAUGGAGGUACUGGCACAACAAAAUCCCCGUAUUCCAGCGGUCCUCACGGAGCCUCUCCAGGCUCACUAGGAAUAAACAACUACCCGUCGAACCAAGUUCCAUCAGGAACGCAACCUACAGGUGGCUGUGCAAAUGGCAGUCAAAAUUGUGGUAGCAGUCCUUAUGGGAGUUCUGGACCAACGAAGCCUACUUACCAACCUGCACCAUAUGGAGGUACUGGCACAACAAAAUCCCCGUAUUCCAGCGGUCCUCACGGAGCCCCUCCAGGCUCACCAGGAGUAAACAACUACCCAUCGAACCAAGUUCCAUCAGGAGCGCAACCUACUGGUGGCACAGGUGGCUGUGGAGGUGGCAAUCAAAACUGCGGCGGCGGAGGUGGAUGUAAUCAAAAUGGAUCUCCGGAUCACAAACCUUGUGACCAACAAGGUGCUCCUGUUGGCAUUGACAAAAUUUCUGGACCAGUAGGUUUCGGUGCAUCCCCGAAUGAUUACUCACAGAGUUCUCAGCCAGUAUUUCCUGGAGGAAGCGUUCCACCCUCUGGAGGCGGUGGACCUAGCUGCUUGCAAGGAGCCAAUAACUGUGCACCUGGUUCCGGAGGACCAUCGUACGUCGAUAAGAUUCAAAACGAGAAUAAAGGUCCUGGAGGUGUUCCAGAUGGAUCGUAUCAAUGGAAUCCCUUCCUAAGCGGAAAAGUCCCGAGUCUCGAGCACAGUGGUCCGUUUGCAACAACUACCAAUAAGCCUAUUGGCCAGGGAAAUCCGUUCCUGACGGGCACGGCGCUAGCUGGAACCUGGAGUUCGGGAACAGGUCCUACUGGCACCGGAAACGCUGCUCCUUCGGCAGGAAGUCCCUCGAAACCUAUCGGAAAAGACAAUCCUUUCUUCACCGGUUUGGGAAUCUCGCGAGGCGAUAUCCCAAUUACCGACACAGAUCACUCGCUGCCUGGAGGAGCAGGCGGUCAAGGAGGCGACAAGAGUGGUGGAAAUCCAUUUCUCAAUGGUCAAACUGCACCGCAAGGCUCUGGAUCCUACCAUCCUUAUCCUGGCACGGGCUCGAAUUCUGGAUCAGUCGGCGUUGGAGGUGUCAAGAGCCCGUCUGGAAUAAAUCGUGGCUUGGGAAGCGGUGGAGGCGUCGGAGUUGGCUCCGGAGACUUUGGAAAAUUGUCUGGGCAAGGUGGAGCCGAUCACGCAGGAUCGUUCGGUGGCGCGUUUAGCGGCGCUCUGGCUUCCAGCUAUGCCAAUUCGAACUCCGGCUCGACAUCCGGCCCUGCAGAACCCAGUUUCGGGCAAGGGAAUAGCAGAAAUUGGGGCUCCAGCGGUGCAGGAAGUCAAGCUGGUACCGGUUCCUGGGCCUCCAGCGGCGCAUCCGCUUACGCGAGCAGCAGUGCCAACAGCUGGGCAGGCGCAGGUGCAAGUGCAGGUGCAGGUGCAGCUGUGAAAGGAUAAUUAAUGAAAUUAAAGGACACUAUCGAAAAUGGAAGAAGGGGACGUUUACAACUAACUGGAAUUAAAUUAUAUUUUACACAAUUUGUUUAAACGAGCUACGUUAAAUUGUACGUUUAAUCAUAAUUUAUUUUACUUACUCAUCGUUUUUAAUCCCGUGCAGAAUAAAUUAUUGUAUUUUUCAUGGAUAGGAUCCUGUUUAGCUCGACAGUUAAUGAUUCUUCGAAUUGAUUGCGGUAUAAUUAUAUACCGAUCGUUAUCGAUAGUCAAUAAAUAAUGAUAGAGCCCAUCAGGUGGUUGAAUUUAUAGACGAAUGUGAGUUAUUGCUAUAGGAAAAUAAAAGAAUAUAAACAAAGAGAU